UCCUGCGUAGGUAAGAGGGUCUGCGGAAGAGUUGCUGUAUUCUGGGAAUGAGGAGGGUCUUCCUUCUCAACGGCGUCUAAUCCUCCGGGGUGGACGGCUCUGCCCCUUGAUUUACAUCAUCUAGCCACCCCUACCAGACGCAGCUCCAGGAGCUGGAGGUAGAGAACCGUAUAAAACGGCCUAAGGGCCAACUACAGGACUGACUGACCAUGACUUCUAUAAAGGAGCAGGCGGCAAUUAGCCGGCUCUUGAGUUUUUUACAAGACUGGGACAAUGCUGGCAAAGUGGCAAGGAGUCACAUCCUCACCAAGUUCAUUGAAACCAACCAAGGCAAGACAGCCCCAGAACUGGAGCAGGAGUUUUCCCAGGGAGCCAGCUUGUUCCUGGUGCGUUUGACCACCUGGCUCAGGCUCACUUACAUGACUCCCUCGUGUUUAAAUAAGCUCCUGAGAUCUAUUGGCAUCUUCUUAUCAGCUGUAAGCAGUUAUCGGUACCUUACAGAAUUUCUUGAGGUUGGAGGUGUCUUAACACUCUUGGAAAUACUUGGUCUGGAGAAGAUCAAGGAAGAAGACAAGAAGGAGUCCAUCAAGCUACUUCAGACAAUUGCAAACUCUGGGAGAAAGUAUAAGGAGCUCAUCUGUGAAAGCUAUGGUGUGCGAUCCAUAGCACAAUUUUUUGCUACGUCUAAGUCAGAAGAGACCCAGGAAGAAGUACAGAUUCUGUUGGAUUCUUUGGUCCACGGUAACCCCAAGUACCAAAAUCAAGUAUACAAAGGUCUAAUAGCUUUGCUGCCCUGCGUGUCCCCGAAAGUUCAACAGCUGACCCUGCAGACUCUCAGGACUGCCCAGUCCAUCGUCGGCAGCACACACCCCAGCAUCGUGGGCUGCGUGCUGAAUGUGCUGCGCACAGUGCACCUGGAAGUCCAGUAUGAAGCCAUCGCGCUGAUCAAGGAUUUGGUCAACUACGACGUGUGCGGGCAGCUGCUCCAAGGCCUGGUGGCGUUGCUGAUACCUUCGGUCAAGGAGACCAGCAAACUGCAGCCCAAGAUUCUCAACGAAACGUCGGUUCUCCAGGUCACCGCCCACCUGCCGGUGUUCCUGCAGCAGGCCGCGGCCGCCAAGGCCAUCGGGGUCCUGGUGCGCAGAAACAUGGGCCUCGCCGAGGAGAUGCUGCACUUGCGUGUGGUGCACAGCCUGAUGACCGCCAUGGGCAACACGGACCACAGCAACAGCCAGCGGCAGGCCAGCCUCACGCUGGAGUUCUUCGUGCAGACAUUCCCGGUGGUGGAGGAGCUUGUGCGCAAGUCCAUGGGGGAGGAACUCUUCAAGCUCUUCCAGAGCAAUGCCGAGAACUUGUACUCGAAAAUGGAUAGCAUUCAGGCGGACAUCUUGGCGGCCAACAAAGUCAAUGUCCCCAAGGCUUUACACCUCAGCAACCUCUCCCAAAACAAGAGGUUUUACCUCGGUCCUGGGGAUCAGAAUCAGCUGACCUACAUACAGAGCUUCCAGGAGGAGAACCUGCAAACCAAUGAGUAACGACCUCUGAGGCAGGCCAGGAGGCCAGGCUUUGUGGCCAGGAAGGAGCCUGGGCUCAAGUCCCAGGGGGCUCCGUGGGCAUUGGGGGUGGGGAUAAGCUUGCCGCUGGGGAGGCAGAGCUGCGCCUGAGAAGCCUUGAAUAAACAGUAUUGCCCACUGUCUCUGCUGUGUGCCCACUGGGGAGAAAGAGCAGAUGAGGGCGAUGAGGAUGGACUGGAGGGGUGCCAGACGAAGGGUCCAGAGGGAAGGGUCAUGAAGGUGCUGGAAGGUUAGAGGGGCCCCUGCUGGCCUCUGUUCUCUCCUAGGGCACCACGCCCACCUGGUUUUUCUCCUACCUCUCUGAUUUGCUUCCUCUCAUAUUCUUUUGCUGAGUCCACCUCUUUAGCCCAGGUUAUUUCAAGUUAGAGAGCGACUGGCUUCCCUGGUGGUUGAGUCAGCACGAUCACGCUGUUACCAGCCACUGUGGCCUGAAUUCAAUCCCUGGCCCA
This is a messenger RNA of Condylura cristata (star-nosed mole), 2023 nucleotides long. It is a transcript of the gene ARMH1, whose product is annotated as chromosome unknown open reading frame, human C1orf228. The record is from RefSeq and is a predicted model, not a curated record. Lineage: Eukaryota; Metazoa; Chordata; Mammalia; Eulipotyphla; Talpidae. The transcript has 12 exons. The coding region runs from base 210 to 1535 and encodes 441 amino acids.